CCCGCCAGUACCGGCGCCUGACAGAUACGGAGCAGCCGCUCUCCUGCAUUUAUCUGUGUCUAUAGAGGUCUGUCGUGACGUCAUGGGAUUGUGGUAGCUCGUAAUAGCUGAGGGGUCAGUCACCUGCCCCUUCCCUGCUCACAUGCGCGUCACCAUGCCCCAGUAAUGUGCUGUGUCCGCGCUGAACUUCCUCAGCUUAGGAUUAAAGUGUUAUCAAUAUGGCGGAAGCCCACCAGGCCGUGGCAUUCCAGUUUACAGUUACACCAGAAGGGAUCGACCUCCGCCUGAGCCACGAGGCACUUAAACAGGUCUACCUCUCCGGACUUCGAUCAUGGAAGAAGAGAGUAGCCCGACUCAGGAAUAGUUUUGUCACUGGAGUUUAUCCUGCCAGUCCAUCAAGCUGGUUCUUUGUGGUGAUUGCUAUAUUGGGGACCAUGUAUGCACGUGUGGAUCCAUCCAUGGGAAUGAUUGGAAAAAUCAAAGAACAUCUGCCAGUGAGCAGCUACCUCUCUCACCAGGGACAGAGUAUCCUCAGCGCCGUGCUCUUCUCCACCGGCCUUUGGUUCGCACUUAUCACGACCAUGCGCUACAUCCUGAAACAACUCCUGUCGUACCAUGGCUGGAUGUAUGAGCAGCAUGGCAAGAUCUCAGCUACCACCAAGCUUUGGCUGACUUUGGUGAAGAUUUUCUCCGGCCGUAAGCCGAUGUUAUACAGUUACCAGGCUUCACUCCCUCGCCUUCCUGUACCAGGAAUUAAACAGACGAUGCAAAGGUAUUUGGACUCCGUGAAGCCUUUGAUGAGUGAUGACGAGUAUAAACGUAUGACUGCACUGGCCAAGGACUUUGAAGUGAAUCUAGCACCCAGGCUACAGUGGUACCUGAAGCUGAAAUCCUGGUGGGCCUCUAACUAUGUGAGCGAUUGGUGGGAAGAAUAUAUUUAUCUGCGUGGAAGAAGUCCUAUUAUGGUGAACAGCAACUAUUAUGCAAUGGACUUUCUAUAUGUCAUACCAACCCCAAUCCAGGCAGCGCGGGCCGGUAACACAGUCCAUGCUCUGCUCUUGUACCGGCGGAAACUCACACGGGAGGAACUUAAGCCGAGCAGGGUUCCAGGAUCCAUUAUCCCGCUGUGCUCAUCUCAGUGGGAACGGAGUUUUAACACCACCCGUAUACCUGGAGAGGAGACAGACACCAUCCAACACUACUCAGACAGCAAGCACAUUGUAGUGUACCACAAAGGAUGCUUCUACAAAGUCUGGGUGUAUCAUGGUGGACGUUUGCUGAAUCCCAAAGAACUUGAGAACCAAUUCCAGCAUAUAUUGGAUGACCCAAGCCCUCCAAAUCCAGGGGAAGAAAAAUUGGCUGCCUUAACUGCUGGAGACAGGACUACCUGGGCUAAAGCGCGGAAGUCGUAUUUCCGCAGCGGGAAGAACCUGCAGUGUUUGGAUCUUGUAGAGAAAGCCGCUUUCUUUGUCACUUUAGAGGAUAGUGAGCAGGGCCUAAACCCUGACGACCCAGUCAAUUCUUUGGAUGCCUACGCUAAGUCUCUACUACAUGGGAAAUGCUAUGACAGAUGGUUUGAUAAAUCGUUUUCACACAUUGUGUUCAAAAAUGGAAAAGUGGGGCUGAACGCUGAACACUCAUGGGCAGACGCACCCAUUAUUGCCCACUUGUGGGAGACUAUGUUGGCUACAGAUUGCUUCCAGCUUGGGUACAACGAAGACGGACACUGCAAGGGGCAGGUGGACACAACACUUCCUUUACCUCAGAGAAUGCAGUGGGAAAUCUCCAAUGAGUGCAGUGAAGUCAUCCACAGCUCCCUGAAAGUCGCCCAGGCUUUAGCAGAUGAUGUCGAUUUCCAUACUUUCCCCUUUGACGACUUUGGUAAAGGUUUGAUAAAGAAGUGUAGGACCAGUCCUGACGCGUUUAUCCAGAUUGCUUUGCAGCUGGCACACUACAGGGACAAAGGAAAAUUCUGCCUAACAUACGAGGCUUCCAUGACGCGACUUUUCCGAGAAGGAAGAACGGAAACGGUGCGAUCAUGUACUGUAGAAUCCUCGACUUUUGUCAAGUCCAUGAUGGAUCCAUCAAAAUCAGUCCAGGAGAGAAUUACACUUUUUAAAGCCGCAGCAGAGAAACAUCAGAUGCUGUACAGAAAUGCAAUGACCGGAGCCGGGAUUGACCGGCAUCUCUUUUGCCUCUAUGUAGUCUCUAAAUACCUCGGAGUAGAUUCGCCAUUCUUGAAAGAGGUACUGUCUGAGCCUUGGCGCCUCUCAACCAGUCAGACCCCCAUUCAGCAAGCUGAACUGUUUGAUAUAAUCAAUCAUCCAGAAUACGUCUCGUGUGGAGGUGGUUUUGGACCUGUGGCUGAUGAUGGAUACGGUGUCUCCUACAUUAUCGUUGGUGAAAAUCUGAUUAAUUUCCAUGUGUCCUGCAAAUUCUCCGGCCACGAGACUGAUGCUCACCGCUUUGGCAAACACAUUCGAGAGUCUCUACUCGAUAUUCUGAGCCUGUUCAAGCUGGAUAACAAGUAGAAUGUGUUUCGCAGAUGCCAGUCUUUACCGACGCCUGCGAGUUACCCAUAAGGAGAAUAUAAAUAAAUUGCUGCAGAAUCCUGGGACCAUUGUGUUAUUUCUCAGCCGCAAAGAAGUACAAUAACUCACCGGACUGCAUGAACGCCUCAUACCGCUGCCUCACAUGUGACCUCAUACACGUGUUUGGACAGCAGUACAAUCGUGACAGAGAACGGUCUGUCAGACGCAGAGAACAUCCGUUCUCCUGUGUACGAGGACUAGUGACCUAAGAAAACAAUUCACAGGGAGUGGAAUUCCUGACACAAUCUUAUGACUGAUGCUAAAUGUAUGUGGUGCAAUGUGGAGCAAGCCUCUUGCACAGAAUGACUGAGAGCGGACGCGUUCCGUGUGUGAGCUGGUGCCUUAUCUGUUCCGUGUAAGUUCUUACUGCUUAUAGUGACGUGUAGCGCGCAAUGACAAUUUUACAAGCUUUUUUAUACUUGUCAAAUAUGAACAAGCUGCACCGUACCCCACAUUGUUUUUUCCCUUCAAUUUCAUAAUACCUCUACAGUUGUGUUCAUUUUUUUUUUAAGGGAAAUUUCGCCUUACUUCAGUGCUAUGGGGAUGUAUGGAGAGUAUUUCAUUAGCUGUAGUAGUUUUAUGUUCUAUUUUACAGAUAUUAAUGUUGACGGUUUUUUGUUAUUGUAUUGUUUUUGUUUGUUUUCCCUUUUUUUAGCCACCUUAAUUGCCAUUCCAUAGUCAUGACCACAAGUUCUUUUAUGGGGCCGGAUUUAAUGACUUUUUUUUUUUUUUUUUUUUUUAAAGGGGCAAUCACUUAAAGGCAAAACUAUGCCUUAUAAGUGGUUGCCCCUUUUAAAAAAAAAACACCUCCGAGUUCAGCCGACAUCCCGCACGGUCGCGAACUUGGGCGACCUUGCGUCCGGCCCGUUGUCUGUCUCAGGGUUGUACAAAGGGGCCAGGUAGCCAAUUCAUCUAGAAAAUAGCUGCUUUUGUAUUUGGAGGCUACUCCUCUUCCCUGGUUUGUUAAAGUAUCACAGUGGCUUUGAAAUUUGAAUGUCAGACCAACUUCAGUCUCCCUUAACCCUUCCAGUAUCUCAGAUCCACAAUGUUGCUCUGAGUCUACUUUGCUGCUUAAAGGACCACUCAUUCCUACAAUGCAAUUUGCCUUAUUUAAAGUAGAAGUUAGUAAAAUUCCCAGGUAUUAGAAUAUAUAAUGGGAUGGAUUUCAUGGCCUAACUUGACGGAAAGUUAGAGAACAAUCACAAACAAACUAGCACUACUACAUUGUGGUGUAUCUGCAUUUAUUUUAGUGUAUGAAUAAUUGUGUAUCUCUAUGUAUGUUAAGGUGUCUCUUCAUGUUAGCUUCAAAAUUAUUUGCUAAUACUGUAUGUUGCACAUUCAGUGAAAACACAGACACAGCCAGUGCACAUGACCUUAAGACCAAUACAAUCCAUAUAUAACCAUCCCCCAAAGAAACUUCUUUAUCGGUAAUACCGGCCACCUAUUUCGAAGCAUAUUGAAAAAUGGAGAGUCUGGCCUUGAGUGUGAAUGACAGAUGAUGGCGUCCUCAUGUUGACAGAGGUUAUCUGCCAAUCGGAUUUCCAGAUAUGCCUCAAAUUUAUCCAAUCAGGUUCGAGGAGCCAGUAUAGCAAAAGCGUAUAGGCCAGAAUAAGUUGCGUUAGCAGAAGAUAUUUAAUUUCUGAGCCAGGAAAGGCACAAGGGGUGGAACUGUACGUGUUCCCUGAUUGGAAUACAGUAAAGAAGUAUGCCCAAGAAUGGGGGGGGGGUUGUCACUGAUAUGUUAUAAGCACUCUUUUAACCAAACCAUUUUACUUGUGCAAUUCUAUCACUAAAUUAUUUAUGGAUCAUACUUGAGGCAAUGCCAAAACGGGUACAUAAUGACCUUAUUUUCUGUCUCGCAGUAAUGUGGAAGGCAGAGCCAUACACACAAAAUGUGUGUCUAUUACCUGUUUUCUGUUUCCAAUCCAAAUGUUUAUUAUGUUUGCUGUUAAGAAGUUUAGUGCUCUUAUCUUCUAUCUGACUGAAUGACUUUAAAGGUAAAUUCAAUUCAUUUGUGAGUGAUUUUAAUUGAUAAGUAAAUUAAGAGCGUUCCCAUCAUAUACAUGUAGGAGGCAGCAAUAUAUCAUAUUUAACCAAUAUUCAUGAGAUUAUGGUCAGCCUACCAAUUCUUUAGCAACCAGUGACCUCACUGAGUACAGCCUGUCAUUUCAUUUAGAGCCUGUGACAUCACUGAGACUGCAGCCUAUCCUGUCCCUUGUAACAGCUGAGACAUUGUGUGCCUUAGUGAUGUCACUGGCUCCUAGCGAAUUGAUAGGCUGCAGUCUUGCCAACCUUUUUUCGAUAGCAUAUAAUGACCGCAUCCACUGUGUGUAAGUGAUGGGUAUGCGAUAAAGUUGCAAAUGUUCAAACUAAUUGCUAUAGCUUAUUCCAGCCUGCUUUCCGCUAAAUAAAACAUACGUACUAACUGUAUGUCAAAAUGUCUCCAGCCCAUUGCUCCAGAUGAAAACACUGUACAUAGAUUAUAGGAUAUUUGCUGAAGGACUGUUCAUACCAUAGCAUGGUCUUUCAUGGAGGGCUAAAUAAUGUGGGGGUUUGCAGUCAGUAGUAAUGGAUAGCCCCAUAUAAUCCAUUCAUUUAUGUAAAAAAUGUGUCACUGAUGGCAGAAACAACACAUGGCGAUCCACUUUCAUUUACUUUAGGUUUAGAAAUGCCAACUAUAAGUUUUGGAUAUUUAAAGUAAUGGUUAUAAGUUUGAUAUAACUCCUGAGCAAACUACAGGAAAGUUUCUUGCAUGAUCACCAUUCAUUUAUUAUUCAAAUUCUUUUAUUUUUAUUAUUAUAGAAAGCUUGCGUUUUGUUGUUACUUGCAUCUAUUGUGUUGGAAAAAAAUGUUUGUAUAUUUCUGUUGUUGCCAUUAUCAAUGCAAUUUCAAACUGGGGAGGUCUUGAGGGUAAUAAAAAGUUACAGUUAAAACUUAAA
Pseudophryne corroboree (corroboree frog) is the source of this 5530-nucleotide messenger RNA. RefSeq names its product carnitine O-palmitoyltransferase 1, liver isoform-like. The record is from RefSeq and is a predicted model, not a curated record. Gene Ontology annotation, biological process: carnitine metabolic process; fatty acid metabolic process. Gene Ontology annotation, cellular component: mitochondrion. Gene Ontology annotation, molecular function: carnitine O-palmitoyltransferase activity. Lineage: Eukaryota; Metazoa; Chordata; Amphibia; Anura; Myobatrachidae. The transcript is spliced from 19 exons. Bases 219 to 2531 code for a protein of 770 amino acids.